AUGGCUGAGCCUAUCGUCCACGAUUGUUUCGAACCCAAGACCUCGACUUGGCAAUACGUUGUUGCUGAUCCGGCAACAAAGACGGCCGUCAUCAUCGACUCCGUUCUCGACUUCGACCCAGCCACAAACACCAUCUCGACGAACACGGCCGACAAACUCUUGGAGCUGGUGAAAGAGCAUGGAUACACUAUUACCAAAUUGCUCGAGACCCACGUCCAUGCAGAUCAUAUCACGGCUGCGAAAUACCUCCAGUCACGUCUCUCAGCCCUGCAGCCGGAUCAGCCACGCCCGGCAAUCUGCAUAGGAAAGCGAAUAUACGAAGUCAGCGACCAUUUCGCGGCCAAGUUUGGCAUCCCCGUGGAGGAAUGCGCUGGCGCCUUCGACUGCCUCCUUGCCGAUGACGAGCAGUUUGCCAUUGGCCAGCUGACGGCCACAGCACUGCAUCUCCCGGGCCACACUCCAGACCAUCUUGGCUACAUGAUCGGAUCCAACAUCUUCUGCGGCGAUUCGCUAUUCAACCCAGACGUCGGGACCGCCCGCUGCGACUUCCCCGGUGGCUCUGCGCAGGCUCUCUACGCUUCUGCCCAGAAGCUGCUGUCACACCCGGGCCACAUUCGCAUCUGGACAGGGCACGACUACCCCCCCGGUGACGAGGCGGGCAGAGGCCAUCCUAAGCCUUACACGACAGUCGAGGAGCAGUCGGCAAGCAACAAGCACCUAAAAACCGGGGUGCAAGAGCACGAGUUCGUGGCGUGGAGGUCCGAGAGGGACAGCUCCCUGGCCGCGCCAAAGCUCAUCAACCAGUCGUUGCAGAUGAACAUCCGGGCCGGAGCGAUGCCCAAGCCGACGGAGGCGGGCGACCGACUCCUACACCUCCCGCUCAAGGUGACCGGGGAGCUAUGCCUCAAGCUCAAGGAGAUCCCCAAGCCGACCCCGGGCCCCGGCGAGGUGCUCGUGCGCAUGCUCGCCGCCGCCCUCAACCACCGGGACCUCUUCAUCCGGCAGCACCUCUACCCGAGCAUCUCCUUCGACAACCCCCUGCUCGGCGACGGCUGCGGCACCGUCGUCGAGGUCGGGCCGGGCUGCUCCCCGGGGGCCGCCGAGCGGCUGCUGCACCGCAGGGUCGUCCUGACGCCCUCGCGCGGCUGGGCCUCGGACCCGGCGGGCCCCGAGGACGCGGCCCAGUUCUCCACCAUCGGCGGCAGCACCGUGCACGACGCCGGCACGGCCCUCGAGUACAUCGCCGUGCCCGAGGCGGAGCUCGAGCUCGCGCCCGCGCACCUCUCGGCCGUCGAGGCGGCGGCCCUGCCGCUCGUGGGGCUCACGGCCUGGCGCGCCCUCGUGACCAAGUGCGGCGACGCCGUCGCGGCGCCGGGCCGCAACGUCCUCGUCACGGGCAUCGGCGGCGGCGUCGCCCUCGCGGCGCUGCAGUUCGCCGUCGCCCGCGGGUGCCGCGUGUGGGUGACGUCGGGCGACGCGGCCAAGAUCGAGCGCGCCGUGGGCCUCGGCGCCCGGGGGGGAGUGUCCUACCGCGACGCCGACUGGGACCGGCAGCUGGCGGCGCAGCUGCCCGCCGACCGGCCCUUCCUCGACGCCGUGGUCGACGGCGCCGGCGGCGACGUCGUCAAGCGCACCGUGCGGCUGCUCAAGCCCGGCGGCGUCAUCUCGUCGUACGGCAUGACGGUCGCGCCCAAGAUGGACUGGCUGAUGCAGGCCGUGCUCAAGAACAUCGAGCUCAAGGGCUCCACCAUGGGGUCGCGCGUCGAGUUCGCCGAGAUGGUCGAGUUUGUGCGCCAGCGCAAGAUCAAGCCCGUCGUCAGCCGGGUGGUCGAGGGGCUGGACAACCUCGAGGGGAUCGAGGGCCUGUUCGAGGACAUCAAGCACGGCAAGCAAUUCGGCAAGCUCUGCAUUCAGAUCUCGCCUGACGGCAGCGACACGCCUUCAAAGCUGUGA
Molecule: messenger RNA, 1953 nt
Organism: Thyridium curvatum
Lineage: Eukaryota; Fungi; Ascomycota; Sordariomycetes; Thyridiales; Thyridiaceae
Exons: 3
Coding region: 1-1953 (650 amino acids)
Biological process (GO): glutathione metabolic process
Molecular function (GO): sulfur dioxygenase activity
Source: RefSeq, a predicted model, not a curated record